Actinia tenebrosa (Australian red waratah sea anemone) is the source of this 686-nucleotide messenger RNA. Its product is annotated as anthranilate O-methyltransferase 2-like. NCBI's taxonomy places the organism in Eukaryota, Metazoa, Cnidaria, Anthozoa, Actiniaria, Actiniidae. The record is from RefSeq and is a predicted model, not a curated record.
CAUUCCCCUCUAUUAACUAUUGUCGUCGCAGUUAUCUUCUGGACUUUCUAAACGUGUUCGUCAUGUAAUGGCAUGCGGUACAAAUUUCUACGAUCACUGUUUCCCAAAAGAUAGCGUGACAUUGGGGUUCUCUUCUAAUUGUGCACAUUGGUUGCGUGACAAGCCUUGUGACAUGACUGGAACUACAUGUCACCUAUUCAUCACUGUACCAGAGGAAAAAGUAAAAUUUCGAGCACAAGCCGAAAAAGACUGGGGAUUAUAUCUAACGAAAAGAGCUGCCGAGAUUAGCCCAGGAGGAAGUAUGGUUUUGGUGGAGUUAGCUAUAGUUGAACAUGGCCACUUUACUGGACAAACGCCAGAAACCGUUGGUAUCUUUCGAAUGCUUUCCACACUUUGGAAAUCACUUUCAGAUGAGGGAAUUAUCAAAUCACUAAGGUAAUGAGUAAUACAUCGGUUUUCGUAUGAGUGGCUAAUGACAAAGGCAAAAAUACUACUUUGCUAAUGCAAAUUCUUUCUCGGUCCAAUUUACUCAGGUAGCAAAAUAAUGUUGCAAGGCAAAAUUCUGUCUCAUUUAUCCAACAAAUUUCAGAAUAUUUGGCCCAUGCGUGAGCAAACUGGAAUUAACGCAGAGAAAAUUUGCAUUUGCAAAGAAGUGUAUUCGUAAUUCAUGGUCAUGUUAUGGCCAU